CAACCUUUGAACCUUACGGCUUACAUACUAACUACAUAAUAAACUAACCUAGGUAGUUACCUAUUGACCUACACAAACCGAUAUCGUGUAAUACGUGUACAUAUACGUUUGAACCUCUCUAGCCGUCAACAAUAAUCCACGGCGACAGUCAAAUUACAAAUUACAAAUUACAAAUUACAAAUUACAAGCCACAUUCUAUAUUAUUGAAUUUCGUCUCCUAAGGCUUCGUGUUUGCCAAAGCUGGCUAUUCUACUUUAAUAGGCCCUCCAAGGGCCCGUGAGGCUUCACCAUGAGUUCUUUGAAGCAGUUUAUUCGCAAUGUGCGUGCCGCGAAGACCAUUGCCGACGAACGAGCGGUCAUCCAGAAGGAAAGUGCUGCUAUCCGGGCCAGCUUUCGCGAAGAGAGCGGAGACCACAAUGUGAGGCGCAACAAUGUAGCCAAACUUCUAUACCUGUUCACCCUGGGCGAGAGAACCCAUUUCGGCCAAAUAGAAUGCAUCAAAUUACUGGCAUCUCCACGGUUUGCCGAUAAACGACUUGGACACUUAGCUACCAGUUUGUUGCUAGACGAAAACCAGGAGGUGCUCACCCUAGUCACCAACUCGUUGAAAAAUGAUCUAGGCCAUUCGAAUCAGUAUGUCGUUGGACUUGCUCUUUGCACUCUGGGUAAUAUCGCCUCGAUCGAGAUGUCCCGAGACCUCUUCCCCGAAAUUGAAACGUUGGUUUCUACGGCCAACCCCUACAUUCGAAGAAAGGCUGCUUUGUGUGCUAUGCGCAUUUGCCGAAAGGUUCCAGACUUGCAGGAGCAUUUUGUCGAAAAGGCUGCCCAGCUUCUUUCCGACAGGAACCACGGCGUGCUUUUGUGUGGACUCACGCUAGUUACGAGCUUGUGCGAAGCUGAGGAGGAGGAUGGCGGCGACGAAGGAAUAAUCGACAAAUUUAAGCAAUUUGUACCGGUGCUAGUUAGGACACUGAAGGGUCUUGCUACGUCGGGCUAUGCCCCCGAACACGAUGUCACCGGGAUCACGGACCCGUUCCUACAAGUCAAGAUUCUGCGCUUGCUUCGAGUUCUCGUCCGUGGCGACGCCGAAGGGACAGAACAAAUCAACGAUAUCCUUGCUCAGGUUGCUACCAACACUGACUCUUCCAAGAAUGUUGGCAAUUCCAUCCUCUACGAAGCGGUCCGAACCAUUCUCGACAUAGAAGCCGACUCAGGACUCAGAGUUCUAGGCGUGAACAUUCUCGGAAAGUUCCUCUCUAAUCGAGACAAUAACAUCAGAUACGUUGCUCUUAACACGCUGAUCAAAGUUGUCGCGAUAGAACCGAACGCCGUUCAACGACAUCGCAAUACCAUCCUUGAAUGCCUACGUGAUCCUGAUAUCAGCAUUCGGAGGCGCGCUCUUGAUCUGAGUUUCACGCUCAUCAACGAAAGCAACGUGCGGGUGCUCAUUCGAGAACUGUUAGCAUUCCUCGAAGUGGCCGACAAUGAAUUCAAACCCAGCAUGACCAGUCAAAUUGGUAUCGCAGCUGACCGGUAUUCUCCUAAUAAACGGUGGCACAUCGACACUAUGCUCCGGGUUUUGACACUCGCUGGAAACUAUGUGAAAGAGCCCAUCAUGGCCUCGUUUGUCCGGCUUGUAGCCACUACACCAGAAUUUCAGACAUAUGCAGUCCAGAAGUUGUACGCGAAUUUAAAAAAGGACAUUACCCAAGAAAGUUUGACCCAAGCAGGUGCAUGGUGUAUUGGUGAAUAUGGGGAUUCCUUGCUUAGAGGUGGGCAAUACGAAGAGGAAGAGUUAGUUCAAGAAGUCAAAGAACACGAAGUCGUCGACCUUUUCAGCACCAUCCUCAAUAGCAACUAUGCCACGCAAAUAUCUACCGAAUACAUAGUUACAGCUCUUGUCAAAUUAAGUACGCGUUUCUCUGAUGCGUCCCAGGUGGAACGCAUCCAACGACUUUUGCAGUUUCACCAGACCAGUCUGGAUGUCGAGGUCCAGCAAAGAGCUGUCGAGUACGGUAACUUGUUCUCAUACGAUCAGAUACGUCGUGGCGUUCUCGAGAAGAUGCCGCCGCCGCAGAUUAAGGAGUCGUCUAGGGUUCUUGGCGAAGCUACCAAGAAGCCUAAGAAAGGGGCCAAUCGCAGGUCGAAACUUAUCGCCAAGCCAACAACCGAUCAGGAUUUACUCGAUCUGAUGGGAGAUGCAACCACGACGCCAUUGGCUUCACCUACGAAUGGAUCGCAAAGCAACACUGAUCUACUUGCCGACAUCCUCGGUGGCAGCGCAACUUCACCCUCGCCAGCCACAUCCCCCUCACUUCAACAAAACAGCACGACGUCGAUUAUGGAUCUCUUUUCCCAAAGUUCUUCUGCUCCAAGUUCAGCUCCUGGCAUAUCCAAUUUAGACGCUCUCUCCUCACUUGGGUCUCCUCCGCAGCAGACUACCGCAGUCCCACAGCCGAGUGGAAUUCCAUGUUAUGAUGCCAACGGCCUCAAUGUUACCCUUCAGCUGCAGCGAAAUGCCGAAGGUGCUGUCCAGGUCCUAGGCCGUUUCCGAAACACAUCUAGUGCACCACUCUCCAAUGUAGGGUUACAAGCAGCUGUGCCGAAGUCACAAAAGCUGCAAUUGAUGAGUAUUUCUAGCGCUGAUAUUGCACCUGGAGCUGAAGCAACGCAGAUGAUGAGAAUUUUGGGGAGUAAGGGAUCUCUCCGCUUGAUGUUGAGAAUUGGUUAUUCGCACCCGUCAGCAGGGCAAGUUAUGGACCAGGUGAAAUGGACAGAGCCGUCUUAGCUGACGAGAAGCGCGAAUUAAAGUCAACUUGGUCGCUCUCAGCCCCCUUUAUAUAUUCGUCCAUGAAAAACAGGCAGGGCUUUCGAUUAGUGUCAUCAUAUGCUCGAGAAGUCAACAAUGUCAGUAGGCAGAGGCAGGGCUCCCUGCGUCUCAUUGUAAUCUAUCCUCCAUCUAACAAGAUAGGCUGGCCUCGAGGCUAAAUGAGUAGGCAAUGAUCGCUUAUAAGAUGUCAGAAUAGUAGAAUAUUCUUACCUGCGACUCCAGU
Molecule: messenger RNA, 3053 nt
Organism: Hypoxylon fragiforme
Lineage: Eukaryota; Fungi; Ascomycota; Sordariomycetes; Xylariales; Hypoxylaceae
Product: Adaptor protein complex AP-1 gamma subunit
Exons: 5
Coding region: 290-2788 (832 amino acids)
Biological process (GO): Golgi to vacuole transport; receptor-mediated endocytosis; intracellular protein transport
Cellular component (GO): AP-1 adaptor complex; Golgi apparatus; membrane coat
Molecular function (GO): clathrin-cargo adaptor activity
Source: RefSeq, a predicted model, not a curated record